AUGGUUCAGCUGACUGAAGAGCAGAUCACAGAGUUCAGGGAGGCUUUCCUUCUGUUCGACAGCAAGGAUGGCGACGGCACCAUCGCCACCAAAGACCUGGGUACUGUGAUGCGAUGUCUGGGCCAGAACCCUACGGAGAGUGAACUCAAAGACAUGGUCAACGAGGUUGAUCCAGAUGACACUGGCAAACUUGACUUCCCAACGUUCUUGUCCCUGAUGGCGAGCAAGGUGAAUGAGGAGGACACUGAACAAGAGUUGCUUGAAGCCUUCAGAGUCUUCGACCGAGACGGCACUGGUUUCAUCGACGCUGCUGAGUUGCGCAAGAUCAUGAAACGCCUCGGAGAUCAGCUUCCGCCUCACCCGAGUGAUCCUGUGGAGCCGGACACGCCUCCCGAGGGUGAUGGUCUGAUCAACUACGAAGAGUUCGUGAAGAUGAUGCUGGCCAAGUAA
Molecule: messenger RNA, 450 nt
Organism: Symbiodinium natans
Lineage: Eukaryota; Dinophyceae; Suessiales; Symbiodiniaceae
Source: the annotation of a GenBank genome assembly